UAACAGAGCCGGAGUAGCAGAGUUAAACUGACAGAGAUAAUGCAGCAGUGAAAUGAACACAGUUAAAGGAACAGAGGUUGGAGAGUUGAGGUCACAGAGUGAAUGAAGAUGUUGUAGGAUUUUAUAAAGGAGGAGAGUGUGUCCGAUUUUAUCAAGAGGGGACAGUCUCUGUAGGAAGGGGGUACUUUUGCAGUCACACUGACUCAGAGGAGUGUGUGCGCUGAAGGUUUCGUGCUCAGCGCUGAGCUGUCCCGUCAUGUGUGCGCGGGAGCCCUGAGGGUGAGACGGAUCGGAUCAAUCUUGCUCAGUGCCUAGUCUGAGCUGAAAUUCCCGCGUAGCGGCUGGCUUCCCCCCUUGCUCUGGGAGAGGAUGUGGAUCGGAGCUGGGGAUUUUUCUCUGGUUAGAGUUGUGGCAUUUCCAGGCUGAAUGGGGAUUUCCCCUGUGCGCACACUGUGUCACAUCCCCUCCCCACGCUCAGAUCACACCGGGGCCGGCAGCAACAGGGUUCUGAGGAUUACCCGCUCCCUGGGCCAGGUCUGAUCCACGUUCAGCUCAGACCGUCAGUGGGUAUUGGGUGGGUGAAACUGGGAAAUUCCAGACCUGCUCAGCAAUGAACUUACUGUUUCUGAAACACGCGGACACCAUCCUGAGGGAACCGAGGGUUUCAUUGUGCUUGGAGGAACCUGAUGAAGAUCAGGAGGACUGGUGCUACGGUAGCAAGGCUGACCAGGGAUUCGAGCACAAGUACUACUGUGGGGCAUGCGAGCGACUGAUGAGGGACCCCGUACAAACAGAGUGUGGCCACCGCUUCUGCCAGGAAUGUCACCGUGCCCUCUUGAAAGAAUCCGUAAUCUGCCCGACCUGCUUACGAGAUAAUGGAAUAGUUGAGAAUGGUCCGUGUGCCACGCUAGAGAAGUGUUUCAAGGACAGAGCCAUCGCGAAGGAGAUUCUCAAUCUUCAGGUGUACUGUCAAAACGAGGGCUGUGUGUGGACUGGGGCCCUCAGGGAGCUGGAGGGGAAACACCGAUUGAGCUGUGAGCACAGGCUUCGAAAGUGCCCGUUCAGUGUGCUCGGAUGCACUGAGAUGGUUUCUGGGCCCGGCCUGCAGCAACACAAGCUCAGCUGCAUCCAGCAACACCUGGACCAUGUGCUACAGGCCCUGCGGCAGGGCCUGGCGAAACCGGAGCACAGCCUCACUGCAGUGCAGGGGGACCCGGGCGGCGACAGGCUGCCAGGGGACAGGGAGGAGGUGCAGCAUGAGCUGAGGCUGAGGGUGCAGACGUUUGAAAACAUUGUCACCGUCCUGAACCGUGAGGUGGCCGACACAUCCAACACCCUGAUGGCUCAGGAGAGGAAGCUGAAGGAGCAGGAGAUGAUGACUGCACAGCUCAGGAGCAAGAUACAGCAGCAUGAGAAAUCAAUUUGCCUGAAGGACCUGGUGAUCGCUGAUCUCCAGCUGCGCCUCGAUGCCCUGGAGCACACGUCCUACGAUGGCACCUUAGUCUGGCCCAUCUCCGACUUCACUCGCAAGUUACAGGAUGCCAUUGAUGGAACAACUCCGUCCAUCUUCUCCCCACCGUUCUUCACCUCUCAUUCUGGAUACAUGCUCUGUCUGCGGCUCUACCUCAAUGGGGACGGUGUUGGAGCAAAAACUCACCUCUCGCUCUUCCUGGUCAUAAUGAAGGGAAGGUACGACGCCAUUUUGGAAUGGCCCUUCAGCAGGAAGGUCACCUUCCGACUGCUGGAUCAGAGCGCCAGGCGUCAGCACACAGUGACCGCCUUCAGGCCAGACGUUGGCUCUGCCUCCUUCCAUCGGCCCGUUCAGGCCAUGAACGUCGCCAGUGGCUGCCCCGAGUUCCUGCCCCUUACCCAGCUCCACGCCAACUGGCACAGUUACGUCACCGACGAUGUCAUGUUCAUAAAGGCCAGUGUGGACACUUAGGGGCACA
Molecule: messenger RNA, 1949 nt
Organism: Stegostoma tigrinum
Lineage: Eukaryota; Metazoa; Chordata; Chondrichthyes; Orectolobiformes; Stegostomatidae
Product: TNF receptor-associated factor 2-like
Exons: 9
Coding region: 611-1942 (443 amino acids)
Biological process (GO): protein K63-linked ubiquitination; regulation of canonical NF-kappaB signal transduction; tumor necrosis factor-mediated signaling pathway
Cellular component (GO): cytoplasmic side of plasma membrane; plasma membrane signaling receptor complex
Molecular function (GO): tumor necrosis factor receptor binding; zinc ion binding; ubiquitin protein ligase binding
Source: RefSeq, a predicted model, not a curated record